Molecule: messenger RNA, 1213 nt
Organism: Neurospora hispaniola
Lineage: Eukaryota; Fungi; Ascomycota; Sordariomycetes; Sordariales; Sordariaceae
Exons: 1
Coding region: 245-934 (229 amino acids)
Source: RefSeq, a predicted model, not a curated record
GGGAUAAAAGCAGGCAUAAAAAGGAAACCGCUGUCUUCAAAUUUCUUCCUAUUACUCUUCCUCCUACUUUCUUCCUUUAUCCAACCGCCACCGGACAACCUGCUACAGCCCGAUUUUCACAUUAGCAGAUUACAAGUCAAACCUCUCCCCGCCAACAUUUUGUCCUUUUUUUUUUUCCUUUUUACUCCGAUCCAGUACGAAUAUCCAGUGGCAGUGACAAAGACAUUGAUUACAGAGGUCCAAUAUGCCAUCGCGACAAGAGUUAGCCGCUCCUUCCUCGACACCGGCACCGGCUCCGGCUCCAUCGAAGAAGAAGAAGCCCAAAAAGAUAACCGGCCCUCCUCCCCGUUCUAGACCAUUCAAGCGCCCGUACCAUGUAUCCAAGGACCGCCCCAUGUCUUGGUAUCGGAGCGACGCCAACCGACUUUCUCUCUGGUCUCCAUUGUGUGAGGCCUUCCCCAUCCUCGACAAGCUUCCUAAGCUCCAACAAAGACCCUACAGGGACGAUAAGCCCAUAGCCGUAAACGGCUUCGAUGCCACAAAGAAGCAUUUCUACGCUGCCCAGGCCAAGUGGGAACGAGCCGUGGAGAUCAUGGAGGAAGAGGGACGACGGAUGGUCUACUACGGAAGAACGAUGCGCGAAGAGGCGCAGGCGUGUCAUAAGUGGGUGGGCCAGGUUGGCAAGCUGACGUGGGAAGGGCACCAUGGAAGGAUGAAAAAUUAUGAUGCCUUCCAGGAGGCUUUGGAUAAGGUCUGUAAGAUGAACAAGAAGGCCGUGGAGACGGUCAAUGAAGUACAAGAGCCCACCAAGAAAUGGCCGGUGGAGUUUAUAUGCCAGAGGAGGGCUUGGGAGGAAGAAGAGGAAGACCCGACCGACGAUGAUGAAGAGGACGAAAUUGAAGCGGUGGCUUCUCUGCUCUUUCCUCGGUUUUAAGGCCACAACUAGCUAGGUAGGUAGGUACUUAGCUCUACUCAUGUUGUUGCGGUCCGACGGAGUCUUCUUCUCGUAUGUGUUCUAGAGUAAUGCCUCGUCAUUGUGAUUACAGGUGUGAACCAUGCGCUCCGUGGCUUAAGGGAAGUGCUUGGGGUUGGUGGUGUCAGAUGUAAUCUUACCGAGUGUCAUUCCUCGCGCCUUCACCUGGGUAGGGAAGGAGCGGCAACGGGCAGGGCAGGUAUGUACAAUUAGUGGCAACCGGGAGCAAUUACAUGUGCC